Messenger RNA from Metarhizium acridum CQMa 102, 2175 nucleotides. Lineage: Eukaryota; Fungi; Ascomycota; Sordariomycetes; Hypocreales; Clavicipitaceae. The record is from RefSeq and is a predicted model, not a curated record.
AUGGUAAAUGCCGAGCAGACGGCAUCUCAAGUCCUUGGCAUGUUACAAGAAAACUGCGGUCGACUGGAACAUUGCAUGCUGCCUUCUACGGCUUUGGUAGAACGAGACCUAAUUGGCAAGGUUGGUUGGCUCGAGCAGCCCAGCACCCUGAGUCUUCGAAAAUACUUCAAGCAGCUACUGGAUUAUAUGGCAGCACCUGUUGCGCAGAUGGGCUGUGCUGAGAGCAUUGCACUCUUGUACCUUCUGCAUUCAGUUCCCAGCCAGCCAUCUGCAAACCCCGUGGCCUCGUUCCUCGCCAGUCAAUCUAAACAUUAUAUCCUCCCGUUUGAGAAAGAGCGCUUUUUGACUAGCACUCUUGCAUUUCUUUCGAGUAUUGACGAUGAUCCCAAUCAUAUACCCGCAAUUUGUGUGCAGGAGGACUCUCAGGCCGGGUCUUUGAAGGUAUUCAUAGCUGUCAAUGAGGCUAAGCGGGGUGACAGCCACUCGGUUUUACAGGACUUGAAACACGGCUUCGAGGGAAUCUUUUCGAUACUGUCCAGAGCAUCACCCACCGCUCAUAAUGAUGUCUUUGCUGCCGUUGUAUCGAUGUGCUCUAAGCGAAUUCUCUGCCGUUUGCGCCUCUCUGGAAGGAAAACGCCAAAACUGUCGAUGAAAAGCCUUCUCUUACUCUCUUUACGGCCACUCGCGAAAUGUUCUUCGCAGUUCACCGAAAAGGCAAAACGCGCAAUUAAACUUCUUGACUCGUGGACAAAUCAUCAAACGUUGGGUCGACUGCAAAAUGUUGUGCAGGGCGUGUACGAGUUGGCACAAAUCAAGGGUGUUUCGGAAUUACUGGAUGCAAUACCUAAUCGAGAAAUGGACCCAAGUUCGAGAAGAAGCUUGCUAAACAUGAUCAAAAAAGUAGCAAGGUAUCGUUCCUCGGCCAUGUUUCUAUGCCGCACCGCGAAGAAGUUCCCCAUAACGCAAGCAAUGGAAGCCGUGCCCGUUACCUUGCCCAGAAGCGCGUUUCAAAAUCACCAACAUCGCAGCAUCCCAUCACUCGACUCCUUUCUGAAAAAUUCCGGGGUAUUCUACGGCCAAAAAAGGGACCAUGGUCAGUUUUUCCGUCUGCUGCAAUGCAGUGAACAACAGGCUAGUGAUCUGUUCGUGAAGCAGACGAGAAAGACGUUAUCAGAAGCGAAGAUCCACGCGGAGAUGCAGCUCAUCUUCCACUGCGAAAUAGAGCAAUGCGCUCCCUUUCCCCGGGUUAUCAGUUCUAGCAAGGAUGCUUGCUUCUUAUGCAAUGCUUUUAUCCAAAUGCACGGCAAGUUUUAUACUCCGCGGUGUCAUGGACGGCUAUAUCCAGGCUGGCGUCUCCCAAUAUGUCCCGAAACAACUGCUUUCGAGCAGCAGUUCGUCGAUUACCUGUUGGCUGAGGCUCGAAAUAGCAUACAACUGCUACUUUCUAGGCGAAAGAGAAGCGUAUACCCAGACCCAAACGAAAGUACGGUAUUGACUAUACCUAUGUCAUCGUCUACAGUGAGCUGUAUAUUACCAGCGACUACCGAGGCCAUAUCUAACCCAUCACCUGAAUUAUCAAAGACUGCUUCAAUAAUCCAGGGGGUAGAUCUCAGCGGUGACACGUCUUUUCAAGCUUCGCAUUUAGAUGAAGAAGAAGAGAUGUUCAGCCAGGAACGGCCAAGGUCUGUUCAAUCCAAUGGCGUGAAAUCCAGCCUUGCAAGCUCAAAGUCAACAUCUGAAGCUGAAGCUAGACCGGAAAAUGAUGACAGUAGGGCAUCGAAACGUGAAACUGCCAGAGCUAUCGGACACAUCAACUACUUACCAUGCUCUGCUGUUGAUUUGGUACCCCUGAGGCUGACCAGCAAGGACCUGCCUUUCCAUCAACGUGUGACGAUGGAUCAAAUGCCUAUUCAACUCAGCUACGGAAUGCUAACGUUUUUGUUUGAGUUUGGCACCGUAAGACAUGGACGAAUGUCCAUUACUCAGCAAGAUACGACCUGUGUCGGGACAACUGCACCAAUCAAUGUGUGGGACAUUCCAACACAUGGUGAAUUGAAAGUCGGGUGCUCCAAGGGUGCAUCCCGAUUCUCUAUAUUUAUUUCGACAUCGGCGAUUCUAAGUUUCGAAUUCGUCUGGUGUGAGGCCGAAGCUAUCAGUGAGCUACUAGCAGACUAA